AUGAGACUGGUGUUGACUCAGGUUUGUGAGUCUUAUUUGAAAAUAUUUGUUGUGCUGCUGGUUUGCCUAAAGUUAGCUUACUAUCAGGUAAAGUUGAUGGAGAAAGAAAGGGAACAUUUACUAUCAUCUCACUCUAAACACCAACAGGAACUAUACUCUGCCCUGAAAAUGCUUAAUAUGGAGCUUCAGAUUAAAAAUUAUGUGGUACAAGACAUAUAUAUGAUGAUGACUAGUGCGUGUCAUGUGUGUGUGUGUGCGCAUGUGUGUGUGUUAAGCCCCGGAUCUUCUUCAGUCCUAAAUCCGCCCCUGCUCUGCCCCUGCGCGUAAGUAACUGAGCAGUGCCUGGCAGUGUUUGGAGUUUGCUGUCUCUCUGUGCGUGGUCUGGUGUCGGGGACCUUUUACUGCCGGAGUUUUGGUGUGCCACAGGGGCCGGCCCGAGGAGGAAGAGGAUUGGAUCCACCUUGCAGUGACCCUGUGGUUCCCUUGAGGAUGACGCGCACCGCAGGAGGGCGGGGUCGUAAAGGCUUCCCUGUCGCGCUCAUGCAGGGCCGGACUGGACUGCUUUGUCCCCCGAGGCCCAGCACAGAUUUAUUUUAGGAGUUUUAUUUUGGGCAUCAUCAUCCGUGAACUUUCGGAAUAAAUUCCCUUUAUAAUUUGCUUUUGUGGCUGCACUGCUUGCCUUGUUUUAGUACCUAUUUUAUUCUUUUAAUAUUAGUGGCAUCAUCCAGUCCACCUCGAUCGUGUCACAUACGCACCCUUUGUGUGGAGGUUCUGGUUGGGUCCGGGGGGUCGUGCUGGUCACUGCCGGUGGAGUGGACCUCUGAUAUCAGGAACCUGUAGAUAGCUCCGAUAGGACCCGUCCAGUCUGAGAACCCUCCAGGUGAAGGCAGGAAGCUGGAAUGCUUGUUUGCGUCUAAGGUGGAAGUUUGCUUGGCUCAGAAAAGAGCUGCUUGGCUGUAUCAGCUGCAGCGUCGCAGAGAGGCUUUUGACUGGAGGUCAAAGGAGUUUGUUUCAAAAGAGGCUUCUUUCCCGAUGUGGCCAAAUCAGGAGUCAGCUGGAAACUGAAUUAAUCGGGAAGUAAUUCUUGUUUUAAUAAACAACGAUGUUGUGUGUUUUGGCCAAUCAGGAUUUGACAUGUUUUUUACUAUUUACCAACAUCCCUCAGAAAGUCACGCCUUCUUCAGAUACAAGAUGUUUUAACACUUUGUGAAUGAGAAUGUUUAAAACUCUUAUGUGAGGUGAAUAUUAACCCUAAUGAUUAUCUUAUUGUAAUGUGUGUGAGUGUAGACAAUGAUUAACUUGUUAAAUCAACACACACUGAUCAUAAGAUCUGAAAUGGAUCAUUGUAAGAACAAUAUUCAUUUCUAAGCCAUCAUUGGUUAAAGCACACAUUAUUCAAACAUUUGAUUUAAACAUCUUGUUCAUUCAUCAUACAUGAUAAUUGUAACCUAUGAGUUGUAAAAGUCCUGCAGGCUUCGAGUAGAUAGUGAGGAAUCCAGCAGUCUGACUUUUACGCAGAGAGUACAGGACCUUGGGAGAGAAUGUUUAUGCCUGGAUGUUUUGUCUUCUGGUAUGUAAACAAGCACUGAGCAGAACCUUCUGGAUUUGGAGCCCAAAUAGAAAGUGGAUUUAUAUUUGUAGAUGAAAGGUUGUCCUGUGGUCAGGUAGAUGGUGAAAAUGGACCCUUCUGGUACGUUACAUGAUGACACUGGUUGUUUUCUGCAUGAGAACCCUAACCUUAACAUCUCAGAGGCUUUAUGGUGGAGCCAUGCAUGGACUCUGUUGUGUUACCAAAUUCUAAUGGAUCAAGCAGAAACUGAGAGGGACAGGAUGAAAUGAGGAAACAUACAAAUGACUUAUUUGCUGAUGUAAGAACAAAAUGAUCCCUCAUGGAUGUUAAACUGAGUUAAACUCCCAGAGAUGUUUCUGAGCAGAAGUCCGAGACUUUCUACAGACACCAUGUUUUCAAACAGCCCAAGUCCCCAAACCAGCCUCUUCAAGCUAGCCGGUCUCCACCCUGGACCACAACUCCCAGCAUGCUCCUCGCGGGGAUUCCCGCUACGUCACACUUACGUCACUAACCGUGACUAUAUACGGAAGUCGCCUCUCCAGCUUACAACUCAGUCAUCGUUUGUUCAGAUCCAUGAUCUGAGUAUCCAGUCAACCUAUCCAUCCGACGAACUGUCUACUCACAAGGUCGGAACCACAGAUGGAGAGCAGAACCUCCAGGACCCAGCUGUCUGUCUAUGAAGAGUGACCGGUCCAUCGGUCUUCCUGUAAACCUCAGUGGACCUGGACCUUCAGACCCAAAGCUGUUUGCUGCCAACAAGAAGCUUCCAGAACAUCAGGAAGAGUCCAGCUGUUUGUCGGUGAUGAAAAGAGGGCUGAUUAGAGGGAGGAAGAGAAAUUCUGUUGCAGAUGUUGGUCUGCAGGAGGUUCUAGAAGAACAUCGGCUCAGUCUGAGGAGCAGAUGUGAACGUGUGACUGAAGGAAGUGAUGAACCAGGAAGUAGAACCCUCCUGAACAGGAUCUACGCUGAGCUCUACAUCACAGAGGGACAGAGUGAAGAGGUUAAUACUCAACAUGAGGUGAGACAGCUGGAGACCACUUCCAGGACCAAGAGGCUCCAUGAUGCUCCAAUCAGGUGCCAGGACAUCUUUAAAGCCUCACCUGAUGAAGACGAAGACACAGACAAAGACCAACAUAAAGAUAAAGUUAAAGCCAUCAGAGUGGUUCUGACCAACGGCGUCGCUGGAGCUGGAAAAACCUUCUCAGUGCUGAAGUUCACUCUGGACUGGGCCGAGGGCUUGGAGAACCAGGAUGUCCAUGUGGUGCUUCUGCUUUCCUUCAGGGAGCUGAACUUGAUCAGAGAUGAGCAGCACAGUCUUCUCACGCUGCUCCGUGUUUUCUAUCCAACACUCCAGAAGAUCCCAGCAAAGAAGCUGGCUGUCUGGAACCUUCUCUUCAUCUUUGAUGGUCUGGAUGAAAGCAGACUUUCACUGGACUUCAGCAGCAGUCAGCUGGUUUCUGGGGUCACACAGAGGUCAUCAGUCCAGGUGCUGCUGACAAGCCUCAUCAAGGGGAACCUGCUUCCCUCGGCUCUGGUCUGGAUCACCUCCAGACCUGCAGCAGCCAAUCAGAUCCCUCCUUCAUGUGUCCACAGGGUCACAGAAGUACGAGGCUUCACUGACUCCCAGAAGGAGGACUACUUCAGGAGGAGGUUCAGUGAUGAAGAGCUGUCCAGCAGAAUCAUCUCCCACAUCAAGACCUCCAGGAGCCUCCACAUCAUGUGUGGAAUCCCAGUCUUCUGCUGGAUCACUGCUACAGUUCUGGAGAACAUGUUGACUACAGAGCAGAGAGGAGAGCUGCCCAAGACCAUGACUGACAUGUACUCACACUUCCUGUUAGUUCAGACCAAGAGGAAGAACAAGUACCAUGAAGGACCUGAGACCAGUCCUCAGGAGCUGAUGGAGGCUGACAGGGAGCUUCUUCUGAAGCUGGGGAGGCUGGCGUUGGAACAUCUGGAGAAAGGAGACAUCAUGUUCUACCAAGAAGACCUGGAGCAGGCUGGUCUGGAUGUCUCAGAGGCCUCUGUGUUCUCAGGAGUUUGUACAGAGAUCUUCAGAAGAGAGUGUGUGAUCUUCCAGAAACCAGUCUACUGCUUUGUUCAUCUGAGCGUUCAGGAGUUUCUGGCUGCAGUCUACAUGUUCCACUGCUUCACCAGCAGGAACACAGAGGUGAUGGAGGACUUCCUGGGGGGAGACUACGGAGACUCACCUCUGGAGGACUUCCUGGGAGGAGACUACAGCGACUCACCUCUGGAGGACUUCCUGAAUAGAGUAAUGGAGAAAUCCCUCAGCAGUGAAAACGGCCAUCUGGACCUGUUUGUCUGCUUCCUUCAUGGCCUCUGUGUGGAGUCCAACCAGAGACUCUUAGGAGGUCUGCUGGGUCGGACACAAAUCAGUCCAGGAACCAUCCAGAGGACCAUCAACAACCUGAAGGAGAUGAACAGUGAUGGAAUCUCUCCAGACAGAAGCAUCAACAUCUUUCACUGUCUGAUGGAGAUGAAGGACCUCUCAGUUUAUCAGCAGGUCCAAAAGUUCCUGAAGUCAGAGAACAGAUCAUGGAGACUGUCAGAGGUCCAGUGUUCAGCUCUGGCCUACAUGCUGCUGGUGUCAGAGGAGGUUGUGGAUGAGUUGGACCUACAUAAGUACAACACAUCACCAGGGGGACGACUGAGACUGAUUCCAGCUGUGAGGAACUGCAGAAAGUUCAGAGUUGCUGGUCCUGGUUCUGGUUCUGGAUUCUCCGAGACUGACUGUGAAGUUGUGUCCUCAGCUCUGAAGUCCAACCCGUCCCAUCUGACAGAACUGGACCUGAGUUACAAUGGCCUGUCUGGUUCUAGAGUGGUUCUGAGUUCUGGACUGGAGAGUCCUAACUGUAGACUGGAGGUUCUGAGGUUGAGGAGAUGCUGGUUGUCGGAGAUCAGCAGUUCUUCUCUGGUCUCAGCUCUGAAGUCCAACCCGUCCCAUCUGAAAGAACUGGACCUGAGCUGGAACCACCUGUCUGAUUCUGGACUGAAGGAUCUCUGUGGUUUCCUGGAGAGUCCAGACUGUAGACUGGAGGUUCUGAGGCUGAGGGGCUGCAGCUUGUCAGAGAUCAACUGUUCUUCUCUGGGCCCAGCUCUGAAGUCCAACCCGUCCCAUCUGACAGAACUGGACCUGAGUCAGAACCACCUGUCUGGUUCUGUAGUGAAGGAUCUCUGUGGUUUCCUGGAGAGUCCAGACUGUAGACUGGAGGUUCUGAGGUUGUGGAGCUGCAGCUUGCCAGAGAUCAGCUGUUCUUGUCUGGGCUCAGCUCUGAAGUCCAACCCGUCCCAUCUGACAGAACUGGACCUGGGCGAUAACCACCUGUCUGAUUCUGGACUGAAGGAUCUCUGUGGUUUCCUGGAGAGUCCAGACUGUAGACUGGAGGUUCUGAGGUUGGAGAGAUGCAGCUUGUCAGGGAUAAGCUGUUCUUCUCUGAGCUCAGCUCUGAAGUCCAACCCAUCCCAUCUGACACAACUGGCCCUUAGAUGGAACAACCUGAAGGCUCCAGAUGUUGAACAGCUGCUGGGUCUUGUGGAGAGUCCAGACUACAAGCUGCAGACUCUGAGGUGGAGGUAAUGAUGACCUUUGACCAGGAGAGAAGUUGAGCCGAGUCCUGAUGGUCCUCAGAGGCUGAAGCAGCAGUUUGUGUAGAAAGAGACUCAGACUGGAUCAUGAAGAUGAAUGUUUCAUUUUUCUGGAUUUUAGAGCAACAUCUGCUGCUUCUGUGUUUUUAUCUCUGGGAGAAAACUUCAAGUGAUCGAUAAUUUAAAUGUAAAACUUGAACAACAACAAUAAGAGCAGCUCCAUGGGAGCUUCAUCAGGAAGGAACUGAGACUUUUUUCAUCCAUUUCCUGUGAACUGAUGAUCUGUUGAUGUUAAAACAGAAAUGCUGUUGGAUGUUUUCUGUCAUUUAUCUCCAGAUCCAGACUGAAUCUUGUAGCUUUUCUGUUUACGCUGAACCUCUGUUAGAUGAACAUCAGGUGUGAAACUCCAGUAAUCAUGUGAUGAAGCUGAGGAACAGCUAGGAGUUCUGCUUCUGAGGACUUCAGUCUGUCAUGAGUUCCUCUUCAUCCUGGAGUCUUCUCCACUGGAACCAUUCAGGAGAUCUGAUGGGAAUGUUGUCUCCAUCCUGUCUGGAACACACACACACACACACACACACACACACACACACACACACACACACACACACACACACACACACACACACACACACACACACACACACACA
Messenger RNA from Nothobranchius furzeri (turquoise killifish), 5820 nucleotides. Its product is annotated as NACHT, LRR and PYD domains-containing protein 12. Gene Ontology annotation, biological process: intracellular signal transduction. Gene Ontology annotation, molecular function: protein binding. Lineage: Eukaryota; Metazoa; Chordata; Actinopteri; Cyprinodontiformes; Nothobranchiidae. The record is from RefSeq and is a predicted model, not a curated record.